ACUCUCUCUCUUUCCCUUCCCUUCCUGUUUUCCACCAGGCGAGCCGAGCUGCCGAACCCAGAGACUGACUGACGCCGGACCGGGCUCGACUAUGCCUGAGACCCCACGCUCCGCCGCCGGAGAGGUGAUCUGCUUUCCUGCGGGAUCCAGGCGGACGGCGGACAUGUCCCCGGGCAGCGCCGCGGUCUGCGGGCUUCUGUAGGCUGGGUGGUGUUUUCUCGGCUGCCGAACGCCCUCCGCGCUGCUGUGGUCAAUGACUGUCCAGCCCGUUCAGUGAGCUAACCUGAGCCCACUCAUGGCGGAGACUAAAAUAAUCUAUCAUGUGGACGAAGAGGAGACCCCGUAUUUAGUUAAACUCAGCGUCUCCCCCGACCGAGUCACGCUCGCGGAUUUCAAACAUGUCCUCAGCAACCGGCCCACCAACAGCUACAAAUUCUUCUUCAAGUCUAUGGACCAGGAUUUCGGGGUCGUCAAAGAGGAGAUAUCCGACGAUAAUGCCAAGCUGCCCUGCUUCAACGGGAGAGUGGUGUCCUGGUUGGUGCUGACUGAAAGCACACACUCAGACGGCGGAUCUCAGUGCCCAGAGAGCCACCCCGAGCUGCCGCCCCCCCUGGAGAGAACAGGAGGCAUUGGAGACUCCAGGCCCCCCUCCUUCCAUGCCAACGCAGUAAGCAGUCGGGAUGGUCUGGACACAGAGACGGGCACAGAGUCGCUCCUGAGUCAGCGCAGAGAGCGGGAGCGGGCCCGCAGGGCGCGGGACAACAAGUUCCCCAGGGUGAACGGUCACACGGGCCACAAGGCCGAGCGAGUGACUCGAGACUCAGCCAUGGGCUACGACAGCACCUCCAUGAUGAGCAGUGAGCUGGAGUCCAGCUCCUUCAUCGACAGCGAGGAAGACGAGGACGCCAGCAGACUCAGCAGUUCUACAGGCCAGAGCUCCUCAUCCCAACUCAUGCGCAGACAUAAGCGCCGGCGACGGAGACAGAAGGUGGCCAAGAUGGACAGGUCGUCCUCCUUUAGCAGCAUUACCGAUUCCACUAUGAGCCUCAACAUCAUCACAGUUACUCUCAACAUGGAGAAGUACAACUUUCUGGGUAUUAGUAUAGUGGGGCAGAGUAACGAUCGGGGAGAUGGAGGCAUCUACAUCGGCUCCAUUAUGAAAGGUGGAGCUGUGGCAGCCGACGGUCGAAUUGAACCUGGAGACAUGCUGUUACAGGUGAAUGAUGUGAACUUUGAGAAUAUGAGUAACGACGAUGCUGUAAGGAUUCUGCGGGAAAUCGUCUCGAAACCUGGGCCCAUAAGCCUCACUGUGGCGAAGUGUUGGGACCCCUCUCCUCGCAGUUACUUCACUAUCCCAAGAGCGGAGCCUGUAAGACCCAUCGACCCUGCUGCUUGGAUCUCUCACACUACAGCACUGACUGGAACAUAUCCACACUAUGAAUGUGAUGACUUGCCUCUGUCGAUCAGUAAGACAGACAUGGCCACCAUAGCGAAGGUGAUGCAGCUACCUGAAUCAGGUCUGGAGAUCAGAGACCGAAUGUGGCUUAAAAUCACCAUAGCAAAUGCUGUUAUUGGUGCUGAUGUGGUGGAUUGGCUGUUUUCACGAGUGGAGGGCUUUAAGGACCGGCGAGAUGCCCGGAAAUACGCCAGCAGUCUGCUGAAACACGGCUACCUGAGACACACAGUCAAUAAAAUAACCUUCUCAGAGCAGUGCUACUACACCUUUGGAGACCUGUGCCAAAACAUGGCGUCUCUAAACCUGAAUGAGGGGUCCAGUGGAGGUGGUGGAUCUGAACAGGACACUGUAGCUCCUCUCCCUCCUCCAGGCACAAACCCCUGGCCCCUCGGGGGUCAGCCGUACCCCUACCCAGGCUACCCGAACCCGCCCUCCGGCUUCCCUCCUGGAUACUCAGACCCCUGCCACAGUUUCCACAGCGGCAGCGCCGGCAGCCAGCAGAGCGAAGGCAGCAGAAGUAGCGGCUCCAACCCCAGUGCAGGGAAAGGACGGAGGCCGUCUCCUAGAGAGAAGGACCACAAGUCGACGUGCUGCGAGUCAGAGCUGGGGACCUGGGCGGGGCUUCAGGGUCAGAGAGUGCCCAGCCAGCAGAGCCAUCACAGCCACACCCGCUCCUGCCACAGCCAAGCGUGCUCCAGCCACAGCCACAUCCAGUCCCACCGGAGCCACGGCAGCCUGUGCCAGCACAGCCACGCCCCCUCCUUCUCAUACAGCCACUCCCCCUUCGUCCAGCCCGCUCACAUGUCCUGCACCCACAGCGAAAGGAGCCACGCUUCCUCCUACGGCCCCCCAGGCCUGCCUCCUCCCUACUGCCUGGCCCGCCUGGCCCCUAAAGCUUCAGCCAGUCAGUCCGGACCUCCCGGAGCUCCUCCUGUCCGUGAUCUAGGGAACGUACCUCCAGAACUCACCGCAAGCCGUCAAUCCUUUCAACAUGCUAUGGGCAAUCCUUGUGAAUUCUUUGUGGACAUUAUGUGACAGGACAGUGCCUUUACACUUUCAGAGCACAAGAGCCUCCCGCCCUGACCUCUCUCUAACCCUUAAAUUCUUGCUACUGACUACCCAGCACUGAGAAUGUAGAAAAAUUUACAGCAACUCAACACACACACACAUCAACACCAACAUCGUCCUUCCAGCAUAUUGAGAAUCAGUGGAGGACACCAAAAAUAAAUAAAUAGCACAGCUUCAGAGUUGAUCUCAACUCUAAAAUAAUAAAAAUAAAUAAAAAACAAUAA
This is a messenger RNA of Astyanax mexicanus (Mexican tetra), 2748 nucleotides long. It is a transcript of the gene dvl1a, whose product is annotated as dishevelled segment polarity protein 1a. The coding region runs from base 296 to 2491 and encodes 731 amino acids. Gene Ontology annotation, molecular function: frizzled binding. Gene Ontology annotation, cellular component: cytosol. The record is from RefSeq and is a predicted model, not a curated record. The transcript has 15 exons. NCBI's taxonomy places the organism in Eukaryota, Metazoa, Chordata, Actinopteri, Characiformes, Acestrorhamphidae. Gene Ontology annotation, biological process: canonical Wnt signaling pathway; intracellular signal transduction.